This is a messenger RNA of Patella vulgata (common limpet), 1921 nucleotides long. RefSeq names its product malate dehydrogenase, mitochondrial. The coding region runs from base 69 to 1079 and encodes 336 amino acids. The transcript is spliced from 8 exons. Gene Ontology annotation, biological process: tricarboxylic acid cycle; malate metabolic process. Gene Ontology annotation, molecular function: L-malate dehydrogenase (NAD+) activity. Lineage: Eukaryota; Metazoa; Mollusca; Gastropoda; Patellidae. The record is from RefSeq and is a predicted model, not a curated record. Gene Ontology annotation, cellular component: cytoplasm; mitochondrion.
UUCAACGUCACUUCCUCUUCUUCGCCAUAUUCUUGAACCGGUGCUGUGGUUGCGGGGUAUCAGACAAAAUGCUUGCAUUCAUAAGCAGAAACACAUUCAAUGUCGGAAGACGAUCACUUUCGACCUCAGCAAAGCAAAAUGCCAAAGUGGUGGUUCUUGGUGCUAGCGGAGGAAUUGGACAGCCUCUUUCGUUAUUAUUAAAGAAUUCUCCACUAAUUUCACAAUUAGCAUUGUAUGAUAUUGCUCACACACCUGGCGUAGCAGCUGAUUUAAGUCAUAUUGAAACAAGGGCAGUUGUUAAGGGCUAUAUGGGACCUGAUCAACUGAGAGAUUGUGUUAAAGAUGCUGAGAUUGUUUUAAUACCUGCUGGUGUACCCAGAAAACCAGGUAUGACAAGAGAUGAUUUAUUUAACACAAAUGCAUCUAUUGUUCGUGAUUUAGCUGAUACAUGUGCUCAAGUUUGUCCUAAAGCCAUGCUUGGUAUUAUAACUAAUCCAGUAAAUUCUACAGUACCAAUAGCAUCAGAAGUAUAUACAAAACGUGGUGUUUAUGAUCCUAAGAGAAUUUUUGGUGUGACAACUUUAGAUGUUGUUAGAUCUAACACAUUUAUUGCUGAAGCUAAGGGUUUAGAUGUAAGUAAAGUUAAUGUACCUGUUAUUGGAGGUCACAGUGGUAUCACUAUUAUACCUGUUUUAUCACAGUGCACACCACCUGUCUCAUUUCCACAGGAUGAAAGAGAUAAGUUAUCUGUAAGAAUCCAGAAUGCUGGUACAGAAGUUGUUGAGGCUAAAGCUGGUGCUGGUUCAGCUACAUUAUCAAUGGCUUACGCAGCAGCUCAGUUCUGUUUCUCUUUGUUAGAAGCUAUGGCUGGAGUUGAAGGAAAGAUAGAAUGCGCUUAUGUACGAUCCAAUGAAACUGAAGCUAAAUACUUUGCUAAUCCUAUACUUUUAGGGAAAGAAGGUGUAGCUAGUAAUCUUGGUGUUGGUAAAUUAAUAGAUUAUGAAGUUGGACUAUUGAAAGCAGCCAUGCCAGAAUUAAUAUCCAAUAUCAAGAAAGGAGAAGACUUUGUUAAAUCCUAAAAAGAACAUUGUGUGAAAUAGAACAAAACUAACAUUAGGAAAAAAAAAUGGUUGUCUUGACAACAUGAGCCUCUUGUUCAUUGUGCCGUUAUUUAUAUUAAAAUUGGUAGGAAUACCUCUGUGUUAUUUAAAACUGUUUAAAGUGCCUCUAUGCAUUUCUUUAUAAAUUAACAUCAAUGUACAUUAAUGCAUACAUUAUUGUUGAUAUUGGGGAAUGAUAUCGUGGAUUGACGUCAUGCGCUACUACAAUUGUUUUGUUGAUUUUUAUCCCCAAUUUCACUUACAGCACUGAAACGACAUUGUUAUUUUGCUGUAUAUAAUGUACUUAUCUUUAAAUAGGUUGGUGUGUUUUCAAGAAUAUAAAUGCCAACAGAGGUGAAUUUAUUAUAGUAAAUGCAUAGUACCACUUUAACAUAGUCAGAACUAAACUUCGUGUUCCUCUUACUUUAUGAAAAUAAUACAUGUGCCAUUUAUUCUUUAAACAAUGUGAUAUUCAAGUAAUAGUGCUAAUAAUUUUAAUUUAUUAUAGUUAAAAAAAAAAAAGAACCCAAGAAUCAAUGCUGAUCUGAUCUCGGUGAAAUAUUUGUUGUCUCGAUCAAUGUGGAAAUCUCGAUGAAUUGUUAUAUUUUGUCUUCUCAAAAUUAAAAUGACAGAAAAUUAAAAUUUUAUUUGUUAGAGAUGUAUUACCGUUGGAAUUAUUUUCAUAUCAUUUGUUGAGUAUUGGUGCUACAUGGAAUAUUAUAAUAAGUAUAUAAAAUACAGGUAUUAAUAGACUAGAGAGAUUGGAGGCCAUUACUACUAAACCAUUUAAUGUUUCUUAUAUAAAAACAUAAAAAUAGUUA